AUGGCAAGAUUCAGGUGGAUAAUUCAAUGGCAAGAUUCCGGUGGAAUAUUCAAUGGCAAGAUUCAGGUAGAAAACUCAAUGGGAAGAUUCAGGUGGAAAAUUCAAUGGCAAGAUUCCGGUGGAAUAUUCAAUGGCAAGAUUCAGGUAGAAAACUCAAUGGGAAGAUUCAGGUGGAAAAUUCAAUGGCAAGAUUCAGGUGGAAAAUUCAAUGGCAAGAUUCAGGUGGAAAAUUCAAUGGCAAGAUACAGGUACAAAAUUCAAUGGCAAGAUUCAGGUGGAAAAUUCAAUUGCAAGAUUCAGGUGGAAAAUUCAAUGGCAAGAUUCAGGUGGAACAUUCAAUGCGAAGAUUCAGGUGGAAAAUUCAAUAGUAAGAUUCAGGUGGAAAAUUCAACGUCAAGAUUCAG
Messenger RNA from Paramuricea clavata, 404 nucleotides. NCBI's taxonomy places the organism in Eukaryota, Metazoa, Cnidaria, Anthozoa, Malacalcyonacea, Plexauridae. The record is from the annotation of a GenBank genome assembly.